UUCCUCAGAAAUAUCCUCUCUCUAAUUUCACCGUAGAUUGAAUUUUCUCUCAAUUUUCUGCAACAAUGGCGAACCCAAAGGUUUUCUUCGACAUGACCAUCGGUGGCCAGCACGCCGGUCGGGUCAUCAUGGAGCUCUACGCCGAUGUCGUGCCACGCACCGCUGAGAACUUCCGUGCUCUCUGCACCGGAGAGAAGGGCGUCGGCCGUAGCGGCAAGCCCCUUCACUACAAGGGCUCUGCCUUCCACCGUGUGAUUCCUGGUUUCAUGUGCCAGGGAGGUGACUUCACUGCCGGAAACGGUACCGGAGGCGAGUCCAUCUAUGGAGCCAAGUUCGCCGAUGAGAACUUCACCAAGAAGCACACCGGUCCCGGUGUCCUCUCCAUGGCUAAUGCCGGGCCUGGAACCAAUGGAUCUCAGUUCUUCAUCUGCACAGCGAAGACUGAGUGGCUUGAUGGCAAGCACGUCGUGUUUGGCCAGAUCGUGGAGGGGAUGGACGUGGUCAAGGCUGUGGAGAAGGUCGGAUCCAGCUCCGGAAGGACCUCAAAGCAGGUCGUGAUCGCCGACUGUGGUCAGCUUUCUUAAAACUGCUGCCUAUGGACUAUCCUUGAUGGCGUUUGGGUAGUCCGUGUCUAUGCCAGUGGUGUUUUAUGAGCUCAGUCUUUUAAUUUCUGUUUGUAGCGAGUCGGAUCCUUGUGAGUGAGUGAAGUUUGUGUGGCCUAAUGACGGUUCUUGAGACCUUAUUUAUGUGGGUUUCAUGAUCCGCCGUAGAAAUAACGAUGGGCCUUAUUAUUGAAAGUAGUGAACAAUCCUUUCCUAAAAUCUGCUCUAUAUCUAAUUUCCCUUGUUGAUCUUCUUUAAUAACUUCAAUCAUGAAAUCUGGAGUUUUGCUUUAUAUAUCUAAUCCGUUCUUCUUUGAUUUGCGUUUACUGUCAUGGGAUGAUGGUUUGCAAUUAAAUUGGUUUGAUCCAU
Messenger RNA from Rubroshorea leprosula, 971 nucleotides. NCBI's taxonomy places the organism in Eukaryota, Viridiplantae, Streptophyta, Magnoliopsida, Malvales, Dipterocarpaceae. The record is from the annotation of a GenBank genome assembly.